GUCCUCACAAAGCCAGCCGCGGGAGAGGAGACGCGGGCGACGCGGCCGGCGCGCGCGCUCGUUUGCCGGUUCAGUGGGCAUCGCUGCGACGACACUGCUCCCAGAUGCCCAGGCCAGCGACAAAGGUGCGCCGACCGAGUAGGAGAUGACAGGACUAACUCUUUCAAAACCGCGCGGCGACGUCCGCGCGCCCACGCAACAUUUAUGCGCGGCUCUCGUUCCGCGCGGCCAACGCCGCGCACGCGCGCGCAACGCGACCGCUCACGCGCGCGCCUCGCAGGCCCUCGCCGUCGCGGCCGCCGCCGGCGUCGGCAUCGCCGCGCUCGUCUGGUGGGCGCGCCAGCAGAAGAAGGACAGCGAGCUCGACGAUGAGGCCGACGCGCCGCCGCCGCCGCGCACGGAGGAAGCGCCGAAGGACGCGGCGUCGGGCGAAGCAGUCAAGGCCGAGUUCAACAGUUGCAAGCAGAAGGCCUUCGAGCUGUUCAAGGCGAGUCCGCCGAGGUAUGCCGAAGCCGCCGAGUGGUUCUCGAAGGCCAUCGAUUUAAGCAUUGCGCACGAAACGCUCGCGCCGCAGCGGAAAGCACUUUAUAACAAUAGAAGUGCGUGUCGGGAGCGGUGCGACGACCUGGAGGCGUCGCUCGAGGACUGUGCUGUCGUGUUAGCGUCGGAUCCGCAGCACGCCAAGGUCAGGAGGAGGAGAGCGCGCAUUUUUGAUAAAUUGGGCAGAAACGAGGAAGCGCUCGUCGAAAUUUGUGCGGAUUUACUCAUCCAGAGGGAGGCCUUCAAGAAGGCGCUGCAGGCGGGCCGGCAGGCGGACCAGCCGACGCCGGUGGACAACGUCGAAUCCGUCAUGCGCGCGGUCGGCGCGGCCGCCGCCGAGGAAGUGUUGGCGGCUCGUAGAGCUUCUGGAGCGAAGUUCGGCAUGCCCUCGUCCAACACGAUCACGCAAUUAUUGAUGACCUAUGCUGCUUACGAUUCAAGGGCCCAAGCGGCAUCGACGGACUCGACAGAUUACGCCACAUCAAUCAAGGCAGCACGAGCUUCGGGCGACGACGCCGAGACGAUCCGACUGCUCCUCCAACGGGCGGAGACGGCGACGUACUCGAAACGCUACGAGGCCGCGAGAAAAGAUGUUGAAUUGGCCUCCGCUCAGAAAGUGAAAGCGGAAGCGAACGGCCAGCAGUUCCCGCCCGCGUUGGUCGCGGAGCUGGAACGGGCGGCGGGGCUCUAUAAACACUUGGUCCACGAUCUGAGUGGUGCGGCGGAGUGCUACGAACGAGCUCUUGCGCUGGAAUCGGAUCCCGCCAAGCGGGUGGAGACGCGAGUACGGUUGGCGGGCGUCCACGUGGACAACGCGGACAUGGCGUCAGCGGAUGCUUCCUUAGAUGCGGCUCUGGCAGAUGCGGAUGGUGCUUCGGUCUCAGACGUCCACAUGCACCGCGCGCAACUGAGGGUGAUAAGGAGGGACCUGGAAGCCGCCAAGAACGACCUCGAGGCGUGUAUUGCGGUGGCUCCGGGCCAUGUGCUCGCUAGGUUGCGGUUGGCUACCGUACUCAUACAUUCAGGUGCUGAUGCACAAUCUGUCGAAGAGCAGGUCGAGGCCGCGGAACGGUUGGCCCCGACCAUGUCCGAAGUGUACCAAGUGAAGGGCGAGGUGUUGCUGGCCAAGGCCGAUCUCAGAGGCGCUAUAAGGCAGUUCGACGAAGCAAUUAGGCUCGACGAAUCCAAUCCCGUACCGUUGUACAACAAGGGUCUGACGCUCAUCCAGAUGAACCAGUUCGAGGCGCACAACGCCCAGAAGCUCUUUGAAAGUGCGUUGGCCGUGGACCCGACGUGCAUGGUCGCACUCAUGCGCCUGUCGGAAUUAAAGCUCCAAUUAGCUGCUUCCUUCGAUCAAGCGCAAGCGGUGGUCGAUAUGUUGGGCGGCGCCAUGCAAAAUUGUAGGGACAAGGACGAGUUGGUGGAGCUGUCUACCGUGCGCGCGAUGGCGGUCGCGCAGCUCGCUGCUGCUAGGGAUGUCGGGCUGACGUCGUUCCAGAUGUAGGGUGGCGGCGGCGCCGUUGGUGAGGCCUGCGCGCCGGCGGCGUGGCUGGUGGGGGCCUAAUACGUAUACUACUCUCU
Pelagomonas calceolata is the source of this 2121-nucleotide messenger RNA. The record is from the annotation of a GenBank genome assembly. Lineage: Eukaryota; Pelagophyceae; Pelagomonadales; Pelagomonadaceae.